Humulus lupulus (European hop) is the source of this 2963-nucleotide messenger RNA. RefSeq lists its product as uncharacterized. Gene Ontology annotation, molecular function: cysteine-type peptidase activity. Gene Ontology annotation, biological process: proteolysis. The record is from RefSeq and is a predicted model, not a curated record. Lineage: Eukaryota; Viridiplantae; Streptophyta; Magnoliopsida; Rosales; Cannabaceae. The coding region runs from base 982 to 1722 and encodes 246 amino acids. The transcript is spliced from 2 exons.
CUUGUUUGUAAUGUAGUAUUGGUUGUAUAUUUUUAUUUCUUUUUUCAGGAGCCAAUUAAGGUUACCUCAAGUGUAUGCUCAAGUCCUCAAACUCCCACAUUUCAUGUCUCUAAUGCAAUAUGGAGAGUUAUUAAUGAUUCAGUUGAGAGGCCACUUAAAGAGAGUAGUUCUUUGGAGGAUAAAAGUAAGUGGUCAAUUGUGAAGUAUGAUGAUGCACAAGCAGUUGAUACUGGACUGAUUUUGGGAAGGAAAAGGCAAGCGAAGCCAAGCGCUGUUGUAAAAUCUCCUUUCUUAACAAAAUUUGGAUCUUCUGAAGUUGGAGUGAAACAAAAAAGAAAGAGGACGAUAUUGGAUAAUAUUUGUCCCUUUUCCAAUGAACUUGGUGAUAAUCACACUAAAGAACAACUGUCUGAGUUUGAUUCCUGGAUUAAUCAUGGUUUGAAGAAAAGGAACAAGUAUGUAUAACCAUUAUUUGUUUUAAAGUUUGUUAUAUGUGUAAUAUGUAUGAUUAAUUUGUUAAGCUUUUUAUUUUGUUUUUUAAUGUAUUUUUCAGGUUUAAAAAAUAUGAUGAUAAUUCUGUGGACCCACCAAUUAAUUUCACUUUUGUUCAUAUUUCUGAGAAGGCUUGGUUUCAUAGCCUUUAUUUCUCUGGGCAAUUCGUUGACUCAUCGGUGAGAUUCUCGCUUUUUUAAUUUAUCUGGUUUUUCAUGUUGGAGUUUUUUUUUUUUCUCUCUUUUUUUUUUUUACAAGGUAAUAAGUCUGGUGAUCUAUUUUAUGUUAUAUAUUAUGAUGUUAUUGGGUACCCAGUUAUCUUACUGUUUGCUUUGUUGUAGUUCAUUGGGUAACUGGUUACCCAAAUCAUUGUAACUGGUUUUUGUGUUGCUGAUGUUACCAGUUUCCCUUGUGUGACAAAGUUUUAUUGUCUGUCAUAGUAUAUUUAUUUCUACCCAUAUCAUUUUAUAAUCAUGUAUUUUAUUUAUUAUGCAACAUAUUGAUGUGAUGAUGUAUUACUUGAGGAGAAAGGUUAAAUUGUCUACAGAUUUGAAGAGAAGAGUAUCUACGACUGACACUUGUUUUGGGCAAAACAUAGUGUUUAUGUAUGAAGAUUUUAAGAAAAAAGGUAGUGGCGCAUUUAAAAUAGAUGAGAGAUGCGUUGCUUUGAAGAUAAUGAAGGGGGAAUCCAUGUUUUGUGCAACUCAUUGGAAUUUGCUUGAUGAUGUUGUCAUGCCUGUUAAUGUGAAUGGUCUUAUGCACUGGAUUUUGUUGCACUUUAAUGUACAGCAGAGAUCUCUUACGGUGUAUGAUUCAAUGUCUGGUGCAAAGCAUGAAAAUCAGACUUUACCUGUCGUUGAGGCAUUUGCUGUUUUGAUUCCUCUUCUUCUGGAGAUGAUUGAUUUCUAUGUUCGUAAAGAUAUUCAUCUUGAUGUUAGCCCGUAUGAUGUGGUAGAGAAUGAGGCUUUGAAGUUGAGCAUUGCUAAAGGCAUUCCUCAACAGACUGAUUGUGAUUGUGGUGUGUUCUGUACUUAUUUUGCUGAGCAAAUAAUUCUUGGGAAGGAGAAUGAGAUGCCUAAAAAUAUUGAUGUUCGCCUCCUUCGUAAAGACAUUGCUGUCAGCUUGUACUAUCAUGGAAAGAACAAAGAACUUGAGGGAUACUUAACUAGCGAUGAGUUCACUGAGAAGCUUCUGGAGAGGAGACAGAAAAUAAUGAAAAUUGCUGCAUAGGCUUUUAGUGAUAUUAUAUUUCUUUUGGUUUUAUUAUCUUUUCUACAACUGUAAUUAAAUGAUGAAUCAAUUUCUAGUUUAACAGUUAGCUUUUUUAAUUUUCUUCUUAUGUAAAACAUUGGGAUUCUUAAGGUCAUUUUAUAUAUACAUAUUAGUAUAUCGUUUUGUUAAUUCUUUUGCUGUUAGCUUUUUGGAAGAAUGAUUUAGAGGGUAACCAGGUACCCAGGUUGUUUAUUUUCUAACAUACCAAGGGUAACUGGUUACUUAAUUGUUUUUUUUUUUAAUUUUUUCCCCAUUGGUUUGUUGUUUGUUAAUUACAUUUAUUAAUAUAUAUUUUAGAUAACACUUUAAAUCAGGUAGCUAGUUUUCUGUUUGUUUUUGUAUUUUUUUCCACUGUUUUAUGGAAUAACUUGAGGGAAACUAGUUCCUAGUUGGUUUGUUUAACUAAUUUUAAUGGUGAUAUUUGAGGGUAACUAGGUACUCAGGCUGUUUGUUUCCUAAUAUACCGAGGGUAACUGGUUACUUAAGUGUUUUUUUUUUUUAUUUUUCCCCUAAGCUUGUCUCUUUUAAUAGUUAUGCAACCAGUUUAUUAAAUUAAUAUUAAAGUAACUUUAAUAUUAUAUAUAGACGAGUUUGUGAUAGAAGAAAGUAAAGGGUUUAAUUCUUUUUUUCUUUUUUUUUUGGCUUUUAGAUUGUUAUAGUGGGGUAAUUUACCUUGUAUUGAAACUUCAGGGUAACCAGUUACCUAUAUCGUUGUUUUUGUUGUUAGUGAUUGUAGCAUUGAAAAAUAGAAGCAAACAAAUCCAAGAAAUUAUUUUGAAAGGAUUUUAUAAGUUUGCAUAACCAAUCAAUGUGUUUCAUUUUGAAACAAUCUUAUUAAAAUUCUGAAUGAUACUUGAUGAAUAUGAAAGUAUCUCUUUCAAUGAGGAAAGCUAUGAAAGGUUUGUUUUUCUGUAGAAUGUGAAUCUAUGUCUUUGGAUUUUUCUGUUUAUUUGGCUUCUGAAAUGGAGGAUUCCUGCAAGUCUUCCUGUUAUGUCCUGGUUGUGCACAUUUCCCACAGGUGAUUAUUACGUUAUUUUCCCCUCUUGAUCUUAUUCGUUUCUUUCUUGGUCUUCCUGCAGGGAUUGUUGAAUUUGGAGGCAGCACUAGUAUGUCCAAGUGUUGUGGGAGAUUCCAUUCAUCUUUAUGGGGCAAAGGAUGAACAUUUUCUUGAUACAAUGCUUUCAACGUUUCUGUUCUGU